AUGGGAGACCAUAUGAUAAACCAGAAAUUGGGAGGAGAAAAUUCACGUGUUGGCAACGCACUUGAGAGAAGUGGGACCCACAAGUACUGUGCAGCAUUUGUGUGUGGUCUUAAAGCAACCAUAGUAGGAAUCUUUGUCCGUUAAAAAGAAAAACUCUUUUCUUUUCUUUUCUUUAGUUUAUGUAGUACUUUGUUAAUCCGUAUCUUAAACUAUGUGGAGUCUUUAAGCGUAUGUCUAUCAACAUAUAAAUAAAUAUUUAUUUGGUGUCCUGAAAGCCUUCGAAUUUUAUACCUUGUCAAUUUUAUAAUCAAACACAAAAAGUAGACACAGCUUUUGCAAAGCAUGUGUUCAGCUUGUUGAUAAUUUGUAAAACAGUUAAUUUGUAUCAUAAUUAAUCCUACAUUAUUUAUUAUCUUGCUAAUUAUCCAGAUGAACAAUCAACCUUGUUCAAUUUUUUUAAAAAUAUAUAUAUAUAUACAUAGUUUCUGUAUUUUACAGAACAUUUUGGACCAUUGUUCGGACAUAUACAUAGUGAUGCACCUAUAAUUGAAACUAAUAGUACACUAAUAAAUACAGAGUUUGGCAAACUAACAUAGACUAAAUGGUACAAUAUCAGAUUUGUUUAAAAGAUACUCCCUCUCUUUCUUAAAGAUCUAUUUUUUAGAAGAAAAAAAAUAUUUUAAAAAGAUACAUUUUUUACAUUUUCAAUACCUUAAUUAAUGUUGUACUUUCAAAAAUACAAUUGUGUUUAAUAAAAUCUCAUUGCUUAAAAGUUAUUGGAAAUAUUUAAUUAAGAAAAACAAUGUAUUGGAAAAUACAAUUUUAAAUGUUUCUUAAGUGUGAAAAAUCUAUAACAUAAAUCUUUUAGGAACAUAAGGAAUAAAAUAUAAAAAACAAUGUAUAAAAACCUACAUUGGAAACGUCAAGCGAAGUCUCUGUUGUCAGUGAAGAAUAUAGGCAUUGAUGAGUUCAUCAGGUAUUAGAAGGAAAGUCUCGACAUCCGGAAAAACGCGGUGAAUCUCACUUUCUCGUGGUUCAUGUCAACGGUUGAGAACGAUAUUCAAGUUUUGGAAAAUUAAGAUCUGAAUUAACGGAAUGUAUCAGAUUAGUUUUGGAAAAUUAAGAUCAAAAUUAACAGAAUGUAUCGGAUUAGUUGGUCGAACGAAGCUAGUUAGAAAAUUUGUGAUUUGAGUUGUUUUGUUCGAGUCGUGUCUAUAAUCCAAACUCUUUUCCGUUUUGGGACGAUUAAUAUAAAUAUAUAUUUUUUUAAAUGUAUAAAAACUCGAUGUUUUUUUACAACAAACGACUAUUCUAUUACUAAGUCUGAGGUGAUUUGAGUAACCAGACCGGAAUAGUAUAACCAAUAAAACAAAAAAGAUCUAUGAAAAGAACGGGCAUUCCUAACCAGCGAAUCAGUAAUUUUAUUUUGCGUUCUUGGGAAGUAGUUGAUUUUGAAGUCAAAAAAAUACAUUUGGAAAAUUUAAAUGACCUCUAGUUCAAUCGAGAAGUUUGACUAGAAGCUUGCGGGAUACAAAGAUAAUUCAGGCUCUGAAUAGUGACUGCGGGUUGAGCGGUACGGAACAAACGGUUUAACUGCAGUGCGGUUCUAACAGUUAUAAAAAUGUAUAGAUAUAAAGUAUAUAUAGAGAUUUUUGUUAGUGUUAACUGCGGGGUGGGGCGGGAAGCGGGUUACCAUUCCAAACCUGAAUUUUGUUAUAGUUGAUCCGAACGGAUAUAACAACUAUCGAGAUGUGUGUAGUUAAUUAGUAUUUAGUACAUACUCACACACGUGAAUGUUCCCUUUCUUGUCAAUUACUGAUACUAAUAGCUAAAGUAAAUCUGUAUGGCCAAACAACUUUUUUUUAUUUUUGUUUCUAUAUUCUUGAUGACGGAUGCUGCGAAUUGGAAAAAUAGGGUUGAUGGAAAACGAGGAAAAUGUGCUCUAUUUUUCGUGCUGGCUUUCUAGUUAAGAAAUCUUGUUUGGUAUCAAUAAAUAUUUUAUACGGUAUUCGAAAUAUUAAGACAUGGCUUGAGUAUUUUCCUAUGCUGUGUUAAGAGUAGGAGAGUUAUCAUAUGAUAUUACACUGUAGAACCCCAUUAGCAAAAAGAAAAGGAAUCAUUCUUUAGCACUGCUAAUGUGUCAUCACCAACCCAUGACAAGAUGUUUUGGGGUUACCUUUGUACAGUUAAUUAAAAAUUAGAGUGGGCGUUAAUUACAUAGUAAAAGGGAGGGAGCAUAUAAUAUUCUAAUGCUGGACUGUGUUUUGUUUUACAUUUUAAAAAUAAUGUGAAGUGAUCACACGUGGGGCCUACACGUGUCGUCAGAUUAAGGAGCAUUAAUUCAAGAAAUGGGUCAUAUAUCUUCAUGCUUCCAUUCUUCUAAUCUUUUCCCAUUUUUGAACCCUAACCUACAGACCAACCCCUACUUCCCUGCUUAAUAAUUAAUACUCCAAUUAGUUUAUUGAAAUUAUUGUUACUUUUUAAAAACCAUUCAUUAAAACGAGAACGUAUUAAAAUUUGAACGAAAAAUAAAUAAAACACUGCCCGUUAUAUGAGUAUUUUCGCAUAAUUUUUAGUAUAACUAAACUUCAAUAAGGAAACACUAAAAUUAGAGUAGAAUUUACAAACUCAGGUUCUUUGGUUUUUAAUUCAAGACAUAAAAAAUAAAUCUGGUCUUUCAUCUUUAUCGCAACAUGCCAUGUCAUAUCGCACUUUCUCAUAUCGAACCAGUGAAACACACGCGCUGACGGGCGGACUCGAAGCGAAGUUAUUCAAUCCAAUUUAUUGCGAAUGAGGUCUGAUUGGCUUCUCAGAUCUGAUUGGUGGACUCGAGACAUUCUAUUAAAAAGGAUUUUUAAUUGGAGUCGUUUUUACCUUGGGAGAGGGUAACGCUGGAGUGACUUGUCGGUUAUUCAGGAAACUAAUGAACAUAGGCCACGUUGGUUAGCAGUCUCCUUUCCAACGCACGUGGGUCUCGCAGGUAAAAGCCAGAAUGAAUUACUCGUGUUUUUCUUUUUCUUUUUAUUUUAUUUUAAAGUUUGUUCCUAUCGAGUUUGGUUACGUCUAGUCACGCACGUUGCGUGCUGUCGUUUUGGUGAAGAAACGGGCUAGGCUUAACUACAAAUUAUGACGUCUUAUUUAGUAGUAGUACUAGUAUUAUCUCCAGUGCAUUGCACGGGAAAGAAGUUUGAUGUUAUAUCUUGCAACAAUCCCUUAUAAACCCAAACUGUAAAUUAUUGAUCGUAUUUUCAAAACAAAAUAAAUCAUUACACAUGCAAACAAAUUGAGAGAAGGCAUAUCUCUUGCACAGAGCAAAUUAAAAUACCAAUCUUUUUGUUUUUUUUUUCCUUCGUCUAUCUGCUGUUGUUUUCUUUGGUCAAUUCGUUUGUAUCAUUUUCAAUGAAAAUAAAAAUAUAAACA
Messenger RNA from Brassica napus (rape), 3420 nucleotides. RefSeq lists its product as uncharacterized. The record is from RefSeq and is a predicted model, not a curated record. Lineage: Eukaryota; Viridiplantae; Streptophyta; Magnoliopsida; Brassicales; Brassicaceae.